AAUGGGUAUUAGCUUAUUCUCAAAUCCUUCGCCGUUUAGGCAUCAAGUUUACGAAGAUUUGAAAGGAGCAGGAAAGAUAACAGGGCAUCUUUUCGAAGAUCCAGAAUUUCCUGCUGACUCCAAAUCACUUGGAAUUCCAAAUGAAGACAACGUAAUCUGGAGGAGGCCGCCCGAGUUCUGCGACGAUCCUCGAUUUAUCAUGGAAGGAGACGAUUUCAACGACGCAGUUCAAGGAAAAUUCGGAAAUUCAUGGUUUGUAGGUGCUAUAACAUGCUUAACUGGAGAGAGAAGGAUUUGGAGUUCUGUCGUUCCCGAUCCUAAAGAUCAAGAAUGGGAUAAAGAUAAACCGAUGAACUAUGUUGGAAUAUUUCAUUUUAGAUUUUGGAGAUUUGGAGAAUGGAAAGAUGUUGUUGUAGACGAUCGUUUACCAACAAUCGAUGGCCAAUUGAUAUUUACAUAUUCGUGCAAAGAAAACGAGUUUUGGAUACCCCUUAUUGAAAAGGCGUAUGCGAAACUGUGCGGAAGUUAUGGUUCCCUUGAUAAGGGUGAACUAGGCGAAGCUUUGGUUGAUUUUACAGGCGGAAUUACUGAAACUAUUAAUAUGAAAGAUGACGGCUAUAAGAAUAGUGUUAUUAAACAGUCUGUAUUAUUUGAAGAUAUGAGAAUUGCUUUUAAUAACAAAUCUUUAAUGGCAGCCGCAAUUCCUGUGAAAGCAUUGGAAGAAGACAAUGAGGAUGCAAAAGCUAUUGGUCUUGUUAUUGGACAAGCAUAUUCCAUAACUGAUGUCAGAAAAAUAUCAUUCGAGGGUCGGGGAUACUUUCAGUUCUUGAAUAGCGAUGAUAAAUUACAGAUGGUUAGACUACGUAAUCCAUGGGGUGCCAAUAAAUGGAAAGGAACAUUUAGCGACGACUCUGAAGAAUGGAAGCGUAUGGAUCAGUCAUGGGUAAGAAAAAACAUUCGACGAGAAGAAUCGAAAAAGGAUUUUUGGAUGACUUUCGAGGAUUUUUGCAAACAUUUUGUUAAUUUGGCUGUUUGCCGAAUUAUCAAUACAAACAUUUUAUCUUUACAAAAACGAUGGCUUCAAUAUAACUUACACUCGGAAUGGAGUAGAAAAAAUAAUCGAGCAGGAGGUUGCGCCAACAAUCCUCAAACAUUCCUGAAAAAUCCUCAAUUUCUUAUAAGCGUUAAUAGAGCAGAAGAAGAGGUUAUGGUCUAUCUAACACAAAAGUCAAGAAUAGGAUACGAAGAAAUGAAAAAUGAAACUAUUGGCUUUACUAUAAUUAAAGUAGAAGAUAACAGACCUUUCAGAAUUCAUGAUCUUAGCCAACAGGAAGUUAUAAAAUCUUCAGUUUUCCGAAAUUCUCGAAGCAUAUUCAUGAGACAUAUCCUAGUCAAGGGACGCUAUAUUAUUGUCCCGUGUACAUUUGAACCGCAUGUUGACGGAAACUUUUUACUACGAAUAUAUUCGGGUUCAGAAUUGAGAGCAAUCGAACUAACUGAAGAUAAACCUUCGAAGAAUGUUUGCAAUUGUUUAUGUGGAUGUUUUCACUUUUGUAAAUAUCCUAUAAUGGCUACUCAAGUGGCUGUCUUAAAAGCUGUUGAAUUAGAUAUUCCUGAGAAAAUGGGAGAGAAAAAAACAACAGAACCGUAUGUUGUCAUAAAGUGCGAAGGUCGAAAAGUGGUAACAUUACCAUGUAGAAAUAGUUUGUACCCUGAAUGGGGUACAAAGGCAAUCUUUUAUAGAAGAUCUCCCAUAAAUCAGCCUAUUACCUUUGAGGUAUGGAAUAGUAAUUUGAUUAUAGACCGUUUCCUUGGUCAGGCUGUGUUUGCUCUUACUGAAGAUAUGGACCGAAAGGAAUUUGAAUUGUUCUUAAGCAACCAUAAGAAGGAGAAUGAUUCUCUUCAAGGGAAAAUUUACAUAAAGGCAACUAAUGUGCGCCAUCUAGCUCAUAUCUAA
Dimorphilus gyrociliatus is the source of this 1957-nucleotide messenger RNA. The record is from the annotation of a GenBank genome assembly. Lineage: Eukaryota; Metazoa; Annelida; Polychaeta; Dinophilidae.